GCCGGCGGCCUGCGCGUGAAGUUUGCUGUCAGUUGAAGUCUGCUGCGAAAGCGUUCUGAAACGUCUCAAAAAAAUUUGUUUCGCCAAAUUUAGAGAGGAUUACAGAAAAUAGAAAAUUAAAUUUUGCAAAAAUGCAAGCUAUCAAUGGCCUCUACGAAGCCGCCAUGGGAGAUGUCCCGAGGAAAUUGUUUGAGAAGAUCCAUUCCAAGGCUCCCCACCUGCGUCUGCGCGAUGUUGCCGCCUACCGGGAUUACUUGAGCCGAUACGGGCCGAAAGUUGACGUUCCGGAACGGACCAAGGACAAUGUAAAAGCUGGUCAAUGUCGGCUGGAAGGUAACCAGUUUUACCACAAACAGAUGCAGAGUUUUGCGUUGGAAAAGUACAUCGAAAGUGUCUGCUGGGCCACGGAGGACUCGAAGGAUCUUGGAAUGGCGUAUGCCAACUGCUCAGCCGUCCUCUUCUCAGCACGGGAGUACGAGUUCACUUUGCUGGCCAUUGCCUUGGCAAAGAAGCAUCAUUACCCCGACGAGCUGAUGCCGAAACUACUGAAACGGGAAUCGGAAUGCAAGCUGAUGAUCGCGGGUGGUCAUUCCGGUUGUCGCCCGAAUAAGGUUUCGCCCUUCAAACUGAACGUCUCAGCAAAUCCCAAAAUUCCGUUCCUAGCCGAUGGUAUUACAAUGAAGGUACUUCCGGGCUAUGGCCGAAGUAUGGUAGCCGAACGGGGUUUCGAAGCCGGUGACGUCAUACUGGAAGAGGAACUGACCGCUUGUUCGGUCAACCGGGCCAAAAAGUAUCUGCUGUGCCAGUGUUGCGCGUACACCAUGGAUGCUUCCCCCGUUCCGUGUGUCCGUUGUGCAUCGGUGGUGUACUGUUCCAAGGAGUGUCGGCAAGUGGACAUGAAAGUUGUCCACCGUUUCGAGUGCGGCAUAGGCGAAAAACUCGAUCACAUCUCGUACGGGGCAGCCCGCAUAGGAGUUCGGAUGUUUUUCCGUGGGCUGACCCUGUUCAACGACGACGUAGACAAAAUGAUGGAAUUUUGUAAGGCACAUAAGCGAUCCGGAUCGGAUCCGUUUUCGCUGGACUACACUCGUACUUCCGGCAUAGCAGAUGAGGGAAACAUAACUCUGGAGGAGUUCAAAGUGUUUCAUCAAACUUCAAUUCCGGAAAUAAAUUUGAAGAAGGAUUUCACGCGCGUCCAGGCAGCGCUGUACUAUUUAAUCCUAAUGGAUCAUGCCCCCGUCGCCUCGCUUUUCGUCACAGAUGCCCAAAAGGACUUCAUGCUGCACUGCAUCCACGACUACAUCCGAACGGCGCUGUUCCUGGCCAACUUAGAAACCCAAAAACUGUACACGAUUGCAGCGAUUUGCAACCACGCCUGCAUUCCGAAUACGUUUGCCAUAACCAGUGAUGGCCGCAUGGUAUUCGUAGUGCUGCGUCGAAUCCAACCUAACGAGCAGAUUCUCACGUCGUACAACAUUAUGCACGUAGAGGGCGACAUGGGUCAUGACAAUCCCUACGCCAGACAGCUCGCCAUGCAGUUCAAGUGCAUUUGUCCGGUUUGCAAACCGGCCGGGUCUCGAGUGGCCAACUCAAACGCACCGCUUCCGAUUCCGUCCGGUGAUGUCGAUGAGCUUCGGCGCAAACUGUUCGGCGGGGAUGGUCCCGAGGGUCAGCUGGUGACCCUUCGUCGCUUCAUGCAGCAAUACGGUCAUCUGCAUCCGGACCAUCCGCUGUUCGAUACGUACAUCCGGAAGUAUCGUGCGGGAUUGAUGCAGGUAUAUCUGUACUACGUUGAUAAUGCCCAUCGGGCGCGAGCUGCCAUAGAUGCCGAAGUGGAAGAAGCGACCAACCGACAGAAGUAGAAAUCGGCUCUGAUCUUUAUUCCAAGGUAUGUUUUUAUAAAAUGCUGGAGUUUUAAAUAUUAUUUGAAUUUAUGUUUUGCUUAAGCUUGAAUAUAUGGAUG
This is a messenger RNA of Aedes albopictus (Asian tiger mosquito), 1963 nucleotides long. RefSeq lists its product as uncharacterized. The record is from RefSeq and is a predicted model, not a curated record. Gene Ontology annotation, molecular function: protein binding. Lineage: Eukaryota; Metazoa; Arthropoda; Insecta; Diptera; Culicidae. The coding region runs from base 132 to 1862 and encodes 576 amino acids. The transcript has 3 exons.